CUCAGGAGUGCUCUGUCGACCACAGACUGAAUCCUGUGUCGGAACAGGCGUAAGGAUGAAGGCCACUGGGGUCCUGCUCCUGAUUGGCUUGCUGGUCACAGACAUAGAGUCCAGAGUCUACACUCGCUGUAAACUGGCAAAGAUAUUCUCAAGGGCUGGCCUGGAUAAUUACGCAGGCUUCGUCCUUGGCAACUGGAUCUGCAUGGCGUAUUAUGAGAGCCGCUACAACACCUCGGCUCAGACUGUCCUGGAUGACGGCAGCACUGACUAUGGCAUUUUCCAGAUCAACAGCUUCACGUGGUGCAGAGACAGCAGUUUCCAGAAGAACCAUUGCCACGUCGCCUGCUCAGCCUUGCUCUCAGAUGACCUCACAGACGCAAUUAUCUGUGCCAAGAAAAUUGUUAAAGAGACACAAGGGAUGAACUACUGGCAAGGCUGGAAGAAACACUGUGAAGGUCAAGAUCUGUCUGAGUGGAAAAAAGGGUGUGAUGUUUUAUAAAUGGGAACCGGACCCAAGGCAUCUCACGCUGACUCCCCACAGUGUAUAAUAGAUGUCAAAAUACUCACGUCAUCUUGUCCCCUUUCUCCCAGUAUUCAUGCUCAGCACUGGGGAGGGAAAGCUGUGCUGUAUUUAAAG
This is a messenger RNA of Cavia porcellus (domestic guinea pig), 637 nucleotides long. Its product is annotated as lysozyme-like protein 1. Gene Ontology annotation, biological process: fusion of sperm to egg plasma membrane involved in single fertilization. NCBI's taxonomy places the organism in Eukaryota, Metazoa, Chordata, Mammalia, Rodentia, Caviidae. Gene Ontology annotation, molecular function: lysozyme activity. The coding region runs from base 56 to 499 and encodes 147 amino acids. The record is from RefSeq and is a predicted model, not a curated record. Gene Ontology annotation, cellular component: acrosomal vesicle; sperm flagellum. The transcript has 5 exons.